Zychaea mexicana is the source of this 1078-nucleotide messenger RNA. RefSeq lists its product as uncharacterized. Gene Ontology annotation, cellular component: ubiquitin ligase complex; cytoplasm. The record is from RefSeq and is a predicted model, not a curated record. Gene Ontology annotation, molecular function: ubiquitin protein ligase activity; ubiquitin conjugating enzyme binding. NCBI's taxonomy places the organism in Eukaryota, Fungi, Mucoromycota, Mucoromycetes, Mucorales, Lichtheimiaceae. Gene Ontology annotation, biological process: ubiquitin-dependent protein catabolic process; protein polyubiquitination; positive regulation of proteasomal ubiquitin-dependent protein catabolic process. The coding region runs from base 120 to 899 and encodes 259 amino acids. The transcript is spliced from 2 exons.
GUGAUUAUUACUGUAGCUGUUAUUUACAAUCGUGUCUACGUUUUUUCUUUCUUUAUAAAGCGGUAUCUACAUUCUUUCUUUCUUUUCUUUUUGCCCUUUAUUUCUUACCCAAAAGUACUAUGGUUAAAGUUGUCCGAGGGUAUAAAGGCAGUAUUCGCUGCUGCAUCUGCUUGGAAGAUUAUGUUGACGAGUGUCCAUCGACAGCAUCAACUUCAGCAGCACAAAAAACACAACCUCAGCAACAGCCCACGGCUCUGUUGACAGCUGACCGAUGUGCGCAUCAUGUCUGCCAACCUUGUCUGGAGCAAUACACAAUAUCUGCUUUGGAGCAAAGCAACGCGAAUGGCAUCAACAACAUGACCAUGAUCGAGUGUCCGUUUCCCGAGUGUGACGCAGAAUAUUUGGUGGAAGAUAUCAUAACUCAGGUGCUGCCGUUCAGACAUCGACUGGUAUUUUGGUGGCGCCAGAUGAUCAUCAAAAAUAAUCCCAUGAUCCCUGCAAAGAAGCGAAAGAAGCUCAAUCCUCCACUCGAAGCAAUGCAGAGCUCAUCUCAGACCAUGAGACCAGCAAAGAAUGGAGCCGGAUUGAAGAUAUCACCUUCAUGGCAGGCCUCGCUCUCAUCAUCACCGGCUGCAUCGUCACUAUCAUUGUCAACAACAGCAACAGAAACGACAGCAUCGUCAUCAUCAAGCUUCUUUACAUGGAAUAAGACCAAAAAGGAGGACAACAGUGGUACCCAGCAGAAGGAUCAUCAUCGUGAGAUGCAAAGACAAUCCUCGGUAGAACUUCUAAGACUGGCUCUGGAGAAAAACUGGACUCGUUGCCCGCACUGUAGAUACUUUAUCGAACGUAGUAGCGGCUGUAAUCACAUUGUUUGUCGAUGCGGCUCCAGAUUGUAAGUUAUCAUGAUUAGAAGUGCACCUACAUGCCAUAUGAUUUCCUAUUAUUGCUCUUUUAAAUAACUUGAGACACGUUUUAUAUCCUCGUACAUCACUUCUAGCUGCUAUCGCUGUGGUUCGAUGCAAUGCAACGAGGCGCGCUGCCAUCCAAACAGAGACAGCUUAAAUGCUGAAUUGCA